Messenger RNA from Cyclopterus lumpus (lumpfish), 3283 nucleotides. RefSeq names its product estrogen-related receptor gamma-like. The record is from RefSeq and is a predicted model, not a curated record. The transcript has 8 exons. NCBI's taxonomy places the organism in Eukaryota, Metazoa, Chordata, Actinopteri, Perciformes, Cyclopteridae. Bases 288 to 1676 code for a protein of 462 amino acids. Gene Ontology annotation, cellular component: nucleus. Gene Ontology annotation, biological process: regulation of DNA-templated transcription. Gene Ontology annotation, molecular function: DNA-binding transcription factor activity; zinc ion binding; steroid binding.
UCGUCACAACAGUCGGGACUUCAAAGGCAGCCAGUGGCCUGUCGGUGAGGAGUGCGAGUGACAGGAAGACAGACGCAGGGACGACGAGAGGAGCUGAGAGUGGCAGACCGCAGACCUGAGGACAGUAGAUGGAGACAAAGUUUGGAGGCAGAGUAAAGAGACGGUGACAAACACUGCUGCCAGAGCUUCAGUUCAUGAAAACAUUGCAGAGAGAAUAAAGAGAAGGAGAGUCGGAGACAAACGUUCCUUUUUUUUUCUCAUCUUCGGAGCAUGGUGGCAGAGUGCACAUGGAUUUAGUCGACCUCUACCUCCCAGAGUGUUUCACCUACCACUCUGACACAGAACAUCUGGGCAGGAUGUCAGUGAGGGGCUUGGACCCCACCUGUCCCCCCACUAUAAAGCGUGAGCCCUCCAGCCCCAGCUCUCAGGGGGACGUCAGCCCGGCCCAGCCCAGUCCUGGAAGCACAUCAUCGGACACAAACUCCAGCUACGGGGCCCUGAUCAAGGGCCAUCACAAUCACAGCAAUGGGCUGGACUCCCCAGGCCUCUAUGGACACACCGCGGGGUUGGCCAGCAAUGUAGCAGCGAACAGGAUGUUUGUGGAGGAAGAAAGCCAAGUGAAGUGUGAAUUCAUGCUGGGCUCGGUGGCCAAGCGUGUGUGUCUGGUGUGCGGUGACGUUGCCUCGGGCUACCACUAUGGUGUGGCCUCCUGUGAAGCCUGCAAGGCCUUCUUCAAGAGGACCAUCCAGGGUAACAUUGAAUACAGCUGCCCAGCGUCCAAUGAAUGUGAAAUCACCAAGAGAAGGAGGAAAUCCUGCCAGGCCUGUCGAUUCGUGAAAUGUCUGUCCGUGGGCAUGUUGAGAGAAGGUGUGCGUUUGGACCGGGUUCGCGGUGGCAGACAGAAGUACAAGAGGAGGAUAGAUGCGGAGAACAGCCCGUAUCUGCACCCGCAGAAUGCCUUGCCUCAGAAGAAAACAUACUUUGUUGGCGGUGUGGUAGAAAACAAAGUGGUGUCCCUGCUGCUGGUGGCCGAGCCCGAGGGCAUCUUCGCCAUGCCGGACCCCACUGUACCUGAGAGCGACAUCAAGGCUCUGACCACGCUGUGUGACCUGGCUGACCGAGAGCUGGUGGUCAACAUCGGCUGGGCCAAACACAUCCCAGGCUUCCCCUCCCUCUCUCUGGCGGACCAGAUGAGCCUACUGCAGAGCGGCUGGAUGGAGAUUUUGAUUCUCCGAGUGGUGUUCCGCUCGCUGGGCCUGGAGGACAAGCUGGUGUACGCCGAGGACUACGUCAUGGACGAGGAGCAGUCCAAGCUGGCCGGGCUGCUCGACCUCAACAACGCCAUCCUGCAGCUGGUGAAGAAGUAUAAGACGAUGGGGCUGGAGAAGGAGGAGUUUGUGGUCCUCAAGGCUAUCGCGCUCGCUAAUUCAGACUCCAUGCAAAUUGAGGACUCCGAGGCAGUUCAGAGACUCCAGGACGUCCUUCACGGGGCCCUUCAGGAGUACGAGGCCGCCCACCGCCCGGAGGACGCUCGGCGGGCCGGCAAGCUGAUCAUGACCCUCCCUCUCCUCCGUCAGACGGCUGCUCGCGCGGUGCAGCACUUCUGCAGCAUCAAACAGGACGGCCGCGUGCCCAUGCACAAACUGUUCCUCGAACUGCUGGAGGCCAAGGCCUGACCCGGACACGGGGACGGCCAAUCAGCUUUCGUCCUGGAUCCCUCCGCGCAAACGAGGGUGGUCGGGGACGUCAGGAAGGCGAAGGAAUCACGUGUGGUGGGGGGGGGGUGACGGUGAGGUUUUCGACGCCACGUCUUUGUCCAUUUCAGCUUUGACAAGAGAAGUUUUUUUUUUUCUUAGAGCGACAUCUUUUCCUUCUCCCGACAACGGUUUGAAUGGAGCCGUCUGAUUCGAGUGUCCCUCGACGACGAGGAACAUCGUCAUCUUUACAGUUUGACACUGAUUUAAGCGCGUCGCAGGCGGACGGACGGGCAGCGUGAAAGCAGAAGAAAAGCGCCUUCUAGAGAUAUUUACAGUAACAUGCCAAAAGUAGAGCUUCUCCCGUCAAAAGACCACCUGAUACUUGAAUAUCCUCCUGGAUUAUGUCAUCCAUCUUGAAACCUGUUAAUCUGCAUUCUAGUGCAUUUAGAAAGCCUUUUACUGAUUGGAUUUUUGUUUGUCAUUUUUUUGGUAGAGAGAAGGUAUAAAUGUGUCCCAAGAGGAAAGUCUUGCCAAAGAGUAAAGACUCACAACUAUUAAUACCAGCAUAUGUCCACAAUAAUAUAAUGUGGCCUGUAAGACAUUCACAUAAACUUCACAUAAACCUGCAUCCCUGCUGUGUUGUGUAUGGCAAACGUAUCUAUCUAUCCACUACGUUCAUAUAUAAAUGAUGAAAGGGAAGCUAUUAAGUGAUCAGCAUCUCAUAAAACAAUAAGCGGCUUCCUGAUUUAUUUGCAAAUUUCAGGGAAAGAGUAUAUGAUGCAUUAUACAAUUGUACGACAGCAAAGUGAUAUUUAUUCUAAAAGUGGCUCUGUUCGUUUGCUGUUUUUUUUUUUUUAAAUGUACUAAUGUGGCAUUAAUGAAGAGUAGAUUAAAACAACUCCAGUGGAUAAUAAUUUUUUUUUAAAGAUUUUUAAAUGAUAUAGUAAAAAUCAUUUUUACUAGCUUCUCUGCUCCAGCACUGAUACCAAUGUAAAACCAUAUCAUGAAAUUCGAGGCAACUUGAUUAUAAUUGGAGUGCGUACUUAAAGAUCAUAAUGUUGUAGAGUUAUUGUAGACCCUUAGAUAUAACUUUAACUAUGUAAAAUGGCUGCCAUACUGUAUAAUCUGGAUUAGGGAGGCAUUUGAUGUCCUUUCUAUGGUAGAAUGUCUUUGUAGGAUGAAAUUUGUGCACUACUUUUUCCUUUUAGCCAUAAAGUUUUGGGGAAACUGGUGAUGGCGCGCUGUUAAUCUGUUAGAGUGUUUUGUGUGAAGAGUAGUUAUAUCUGAAAUUUGUCUUUUUUCUGCACCCGUGACAUGAAGGGAUUAAACUGAAAGGAACCUCAGUACGUUGAGUAAAAGUCUUUCUCCUUAUUUUACUCAAGGUACUGUGACGCUAUGAUGUGCAUAUUUUCUUUGUGACGAGACGACGGCAGCAAUAUGCCGGUUUUAAAUGUGUGUACUGUACGUUUUGCUGUAUAUACGUCAUGUCUUACGCCAACAGAGAUGUUUAAGGAUGCAAAUAAGCUUUGUUUGGCUGAGCUGUGCCGCGCUAAUUCAUUCUCAGGUGGAUUCUUGGGCAAUAAAGA